AUGGGCAAGCAAGGGCCUUGCUAUCACUGUGGAGUUGCAAGCACCCCUCUCUGGCGCAAUGGGCCUCCUGACAAGCCAGUAUUGUGCAAUGCAUGUGGAUCUCGAUGGCGGACAAAGGGAACUCUUGCAAACUAUACUCCACUUCAUUCUCGUGCCGACCCUGAUGAUUACGAGGAUCAUAGGGUGUCCAGAGUGAAGAGCAUAUCUAUAAAUAAGAACAAAGAACUGAAACUUCUAAAACGAAAGCUAAAUCAUGACAGCAUCAUAAAUGGAGGGUUUGCCCCUGACUACAGCCAGGGUUUCCGGAAGGUUGUAGAUGAAGAUACUAGUAAUAGAUCAAGUUCUGGUUCAGCGAUAUCUAACUCUGAAAGCUGUGCUCAAUUUGGCAGUGGGGAUGCUAGUGAUUUGACAGGUCCAGCUCAGUCAGUUGUUUGGGACUCAACAGUUCCCUCUAGGAAGAGGACCUGUGUCAAUCGUCCAAAGCCUUCUCCUGUUGAGAAACUUACAAAGGACUUAUAUACUAUUUUGCAUGAGCAACAAUCUUCCUACUUCUCUGGAUCUUCUGAAGAGGAUUUGCUUUUUGAUAGUGAAAAACCAAUGGUUUCGGUUGAGAUAGGACAUGGAAGCGUUCUCAUUAGACAUCCUAGCUCUAUAGCUCAAGAUGAGGAAUCUGAAGCAAGUUCUCUGUCAGUUGAAAACAGACAAUACUCGGCAAAUGAGGCAUAUUCACGUUCUGUGGCCCUCCCCAUAGAUAAUGUGAAUACGAGUGUCAGUGCAGCAAGGUAUAUGAAUGACAAAGCUAAACAAGCUAUGGGACAAGGGAUGCAACUACAGCAGCCUAAAAGGGACAAGUUUCAGCAUGAAAAACUACAACUUUUGGGAAGUCGUGGUUCACCACUGUGUAAUAUAGAUUUCAAUGAUAUUCUUAACUUCGAGGAGUUCACAAAAAAAUUGUCAAGUGAGGAGCAGCAGCAGUUGUUUAAAUAUUUACCUUCACCUGACACUGCCAAACUUCCUGAUAGCCUUGGAAACAUGUUCGAUAGUCCUCAAUUCAAAGAGAACAUGUCUUCCUUUCAGCAACUACUGGCGGAAGGAGUAUUUGAUAUCUCCUUCUCAGGUGCAAAGACUGAAGACUGUAAGACUUUGAAAAGGCUUGCAUUAUUCAAUUUAACAAAAUCCAAAUGGGUGGAACAUUAUCAUCAGCUGAAGAAACUUAAGAAUAGCCCUGGGAAACUUGUUGUUGGAAGAGGACCAAAUGCCAUUGCAUCAAAUAAUUCAGUUAUCAUCAAGAGAUCACAUGACAGCGAAAAUCAUAAAAUUCUAGAAGCAAAGGGUGUGAUGAAGAGCCCUAAAAGGGUUAUCAUGAAGGCGUCUUAUGAAAGCAAAGAACUCAUGGACAAUGAUGGCUCUUGCUUUAGUCCAAGAAGCCUAUUUGCAUUGCCUCCUGAAAGUAGCUCUCUCAUGUUGGACUCUCUUCAUUUUGUCGAUGAAAGUCCUGACCAGGAUCUGCUGCUGGAUGUGCCGUCUAACGGCUCAUUCCCACAGGCAGAGCUCCUUAAUCCAACUAUAAGUUACGGCCAACAGGAGAGCACUAGUAAUAGCAGUAUAUACCCACAUCUUGUUGGUCGGUAGUGAUGUUUGUAAAAUGAUACUUUGUUCACUUGGCCAAAUAAUAGAUGCAGCUUCUGCGGCAUAUCAUGACUGGGGCAACUUGUUUUGCAUAUCAAGUGCAUAAAAGCUUGUGAAUGAGGUUUGAUGGUUGCUUUUUAAUUCACCCUGCAAUCUUCUCAAACACUUUCGAUGCUUCAA
Tripterygium wilfordii is the source of this 1809-nucleotide messenger RNA. RefSeq names its product GATA transcription factor 26-like. The record is from RefSeq and is a predicted model, not a curated record. The transcript has 8 exons. Gene Ontology annotation, molecular function: zinc ion binding; sequence-specific DNA binding. Gene Ontology annotation, biological process: regulation of DNA-templated transcription. The coding region runs from base 1 to 1632 and encodes 543 amino acids. NCBI's taxonomy places the organism in Eukaryota, Viridiplantae, Streptophyta, Magnoliopsida, Celastrales, Celastraceae.